This is a messenger RNA of Mycotypha africana, 408 nucleotides long. RefSeq names its product thioredoxin-like protein. Gene Ontology annotation, molecular function: oxidoreductase activity, acting on a sulfur group of donors, disulfide as acceptor; protein-disulfide reductase activity. Bases 1 to 408 code for a protein of 135 amino acids. The transcript is spliced from 3 exons. The record is from RefSeq and is a predicted model, not a curated record. Gene Ontology annotation, cellular component: cytoplasm. NCBI's taxonomy places the organism in Eukaryota, Fungi, Mucoromycota, Mucoromycetes, Mucorales, Mycotyphaceae.
AUGAACCCUAGUCGUACAAUCGCUAAUAAAGCACUGCGUCCAAUUGCUCGGUCUUUCCACACUACUCAUACUCGCUUGACAGGAAAGACAGUUGAGGCUACUACCUCAACUUUCGAUUCACUCGUAACAAAAGCUGACCAUCCAGUCAUUGUAGACUUUUAUGCAGACUGGUGUGGUCCAUGCAAAAUGUUGGGGCCCCUCCUUACAAAAACAGUUGCUGCCAAUCCCAAGGUGACACUUGUUAAAAUCAAUGUGGAUGAUCAUCAGGAAGUUGCUGCUAAAUAUAAGAUAGCAGCUUUACCUACUGUUUCGGCCUUUUAUAAUGGCAAAGUUGUUGACUCUUUUGUGGGCAUGCGUAAUGGACCAACAGUAGAGGAGUUCGUAAAAAAGCAUGCUGAACUUGCUUAG